AUGUCUUUCCCUAAACCACCAGUCGAACUGAAGGGCCAUUGUUCCGUCGUCCACGAGAAUACUUUCUACAUUCACACUGGCGAUGCUUUUCUAUCGCUACCAUUGAAGCUGGGCGGAAAAUGGACUACACUUCGUAUGGGCGAGCCUGUAUCAGAGGCGUCCUGCACUCUGGGAGGAGUGGAUGGCAAUCCGAAUGAACCUGGUAUCUAUGUAAUUGGCGGAAAGUCCAAAUCAGCUGACUUCAGUGGCGUUCAGCUCUAUUCGCUGGGAGACAAUAAAUGGAGAACAUUGACGCUGAGCGCCAACAACACGGAUAUCAAGAAUCGCGUUCAUCAUGAUGUGAUAUACCUUACUUCAAUCUCCUCACUCUUGGUCUUUGCCGGGAACCAGGAUGGAAGUACAAACCCAUCUAGCCAGACUUUCUUGAUAUCCGCUGCUCCUCCAUAUACAGUGGAGGCGUUCAACUCAGCAGUUACUCCAUCCGUUGAUCCAUUACUGCUCCCUUGGCGCGAUGAUGCUGCCUUUAUGGUUGGAGGUGGUCCCGAUAACACCCGGACAUUCACCUUCAGCAGAAUCGAAGGAUGGCGAGACACCGGAGUCAGCCUAGCAAAGCCUUUGGAAGCGAAGUCGAAAACUCAAUGUUCUAUGUUGAUUGGCGCAGAUGGUUCCAGGGUACUCAUAGUUUUUGAUGUCAGUAAGUCGCCCAACUCAGUGUCACGAUAUGUGAUACUACGUGCAGGCGGCCUUCCGGCGGCCCCUGGUGAGGAAAUCGGUGGCAGAGCCACCGGGCCAUCGAAAAGACAAAGACGCGAUAUUACUCUCACAAACUUUCCCAAAUACAAUAAUAAGAACGCCCCGAACAUCACCCGAAAUGAUUUUUCACUUGCUCAGGAUAGGAAUGGACUGGUUGUUAUUUCUGGCGGCAAUGAUGAAGAACCGUUGAGUAUUUUUGAUCAGGCUGAAAAUAGCUGGGUUGAUACGACAGAGUUGCUUCUGGGAGUUAACAGGACAUUGAGCAGCGUUCCCACGACCACUUCAACGUUUCCAUCUACGUCUGCAUCGAUUGAGCCAACGUCGACUUCUUCCUCUAUUGGCUCCUCUGAGCUAAUACCCAAUACUUCCAACAAGAGGACGUUGGCCAUAGUUGGCGCAACUCUUGGGGCAAUUUUGGGUUUGGCCGCAGUUCUGAUAUUCAUCCUUCUCUUCAUCGGUUGGAGAAAGCGACGGAAUCGGUUCAUGAAGCGGGGCAAGAAUGGAUAUCAAGAGGAUAAGGACCGAUUAAGCUUCCAAGAUCAAGGAAUGGAGCCAUUGACACGCUCCAUACAGCCGAUCGCGAGAGGACCCGUCCCGUCAGCCGAUUCAUGGGCGAUUAUGUCUGGUCAACUUGUUGACAAACCGUUCCAAGCUGCUACUCCUGCCCAGCCCAGUCCAACGCUGGGGCUAGCGGAAAAGGAAACGGGCAGAGCGCCUCUUCGACAAAUACAGACAACUAACCUUCCUGGUCAGAAUUCAACCCCACUUUCUGGGGACAAGGAAGCUACUCGAGGAGAUCGACGCACCGAUGAAGGAUGGAGUAAAUAUUUCCAGGGCGAAAAUGAUACGCAGAUUUGUGGAAGCAUAUCUCCCAGGUCGUCCGCUUCUACCCUAAUGUCCAAGUCAGACUACAGGAAUAGCGGAUGGCCUGAGCUCUCGACGGACGUCACACCUUUAAAUGUUCAAACUCAAAAUGUCGGUCGCGUUCCCUCGGGCAGCCCCAGCACUGAGCACCCACCAAAAUUCGGCGAAACGCUUGUCAUCCAGCAGGGAUUGAAGGCAAAAAUCUCUAGCGGAGAUUCCAUCAGCGUCGUUUCUGAUUACUAUGAAGACGACAAGUACUCCUCCGGCGUCCCGGCAAGCAUACACGAAAACUCAGGCUGGCCUUCCACGGGAGACCAAUUCCGCGACGACCGAGUUCCAAGCAGCAAUUAUUCUAGCAGCUUGUACCAGACACCUGGUCUAUCGACUCAGCCAAGGCGGGAACGUCCAAUUACCCAGUGGCCAACUAAUGAUCAAGAGGUUUCGAGCUCGCAAACGCAAGACCGCUCACAGCCUCAGAAGGCCGCGAACUCAGAUAUAAGCUGGCUUAACCUUGGGGCCGCCGCACGAUAG
This is a messenger RNA of Paracoccidioides brasiliensis Pb18, 2148 nucleotides long. RefSeq lists its product as uncharacterized. The record is from RefSeq and is a predicted model, not a curated record. The coding region runs from base 1 to 2148 and encodes 715 amino acids. Gene Ontology annotation, molecular function: protein binding. The transcript has a single exon.